AUGGAGGACCUUAUCGAGAGCGGCGUCGUCGAAGAUGGAACCAAUCAAGGCCGGUACGCCGUCAUUGAUGCGACUUUGGAAAUUCCCGGACGAGCACUAUCCGUCACGCAAACACCAGUCUACGGCCGACAUGAUCAUCUGACAUCCGACGAAGUAAUCGCUCGCAUCGAGCGCUUGAUUGAGACAGUGGUUUUGGCACUAGAGAGAGGUAGAAUGCCCAUCCUCGAGACGUUGUGGAUCCCUUUGGAAAAUGGGAGCGGCGGCGAAGACGCGGUUUUGGGUGCGCAGCAAGGCGACAUUUUACGCAAGACCUUUCACUUGCAUCAGUGUCGAUCGUUUACUAGUAUUUUACUUGUUCUAGACUUCUGUCACUCUCUGCUACGUGCUCGGCGUACAACAACAACCCGUGAAGUUUACUACUACCACGUGACGCACUACCGCUCCCAAAAAGAAUGCGAUUCCGCCAUUCAGGAUACCGCAAUAUUACUUCAGGUUCCACGCAGCAGUCUUGGUUUAAAAGCCUCACCAAAAGGAUGGUUUUGUGGAGAUGUCCAGCUGGUGUCGAACGGUCAGGUUGUCUUGGACGGACGGCAUUUGCAAUCUAUUCACGGUGCCCCCAUUAGUGGCGAAUGGCUCGCCCCUACUCGCGACUUUACAAUUCAUUCGUGCGCCGCCACAUGUAUCCUGGUCAUUGAAAAGGAAGGCGUGUACAAUCGUUUGGUGGAGGAUCGUUUUUUCGAUCGAUUUCCUUGCAUCUUGGUCACGGGCAAGGGUUUUCCAGAUUUGUCAACCAGGGCCCUCGUCCACGUGCUGCACCACACAUUGGGGCUUCUACCCGUCCGUGGACUCUGUGAUUGCAAUCCAUACGGUGUCAUGGUCUUGCAUACGUAUCAACAUACCGCGCGGAAAGGUGUGGAUGGUGGACACCGUUUUGGGGUUCCAAUAUCGUGGAUUGGUUUGCGACCAUCGCAAGUUCAACAGCUUCAGCGGCAGCCCAACACCAAACAUGGUCAGUCCAAACUGCCGGAUCAAGUUUUUCAAAGCCUGACAGCUCUCGAUAAGCGACGCUUAGAACAUCACUUGUUGAGUGAGCAACAUGGCUGGACAACAUUCGGACCAGAUGAGCGACGGGUGGAAGAGUUGGAGGAAAUGCUGAAGAACGGCUACAAGAUGGAAUUGGAAGCUUUGAACUGGUUGGGAAUGGACUUUAUCACAAAGUGGCUUGGUGAUAUCUUUCAUUAUCAAGACAGAGCGGGACACGGGCAUGAAGGGAACAGUUGUUGGAUGGAUAUUAUUUGA
Molecule: messenger RNA, 1299 nt
Organism: Phaeodactylum tricornutum CCAP 1055/1
Lineage: Eukaryota; Bacillariophyta; Bacillariophyceae; Surirellales; Neidiaceae
Product: type II DNA topoisomerase VI subunit
Exons: 1
Coding region: 1-1299 (432 amino acids)
Biological process (GO): meiotic DNA double-strand break formation; meiotic DNA double-strand break processing; reciprocal meiotic recombination
Cellular component (GO): nuclear chromosome
Molecular function (GO): ATP binding; DNA binding; DNA topoisomerase type II (double strand cut, ATP-hydrolyzing) activity
Source: RefSeq, a predicted model, not a curated record